This is a messenger RNA of Trichobilharzia szidati, 1604 nucleotides long. The record is from the annotation of a GenBank genome assembly. Lineage: Eukaryota; Metazoa; Platyhelminthes; Trematoda; Strigeidida; Schistosomatidae.
UCGAAAGCAGCGCAUUUUUCCGUAUUUACGCUACCUUUGGAAUUUUUGGGGGAUUGUGAUUAAUUCCGUACUUCCUUAUAUCUGAGAUUGUAGGAUGAAUAAUGGCAAUAGUGAUGGUGCCAGUAGAUCAAAUUAUACAGAAUUAGGGAAUUAUAUUCCAACUGGAUAUCAAGAAGAUUAUGAUUAUGAAUUACCACAGAGUGGUACUGCUGGUGGGAGCCGCUUGCCCAUUUCACAAACUAUGUUAAGUCAAGUUGAUGAGAAACCGAAAAUCCUAUUAAUGGGUUUAAGAAGAAGCGGAAAGUCAUCGAUUCAGCGAGUUGUUUUCCAUAAAAUGGCACCAAAUGAAACUCUAUUCUUAGAAAGUACACACAAAAUUGAAAAGAAUGAUGUUUCUGAUUGUUCCUUUAUUAAAUUUCAAAUCUGGGAUUUUCCUGGUCACAUUGAUUUUUGUGAUGAAACAUUUCAAUCUGAGGCGAUAUUUUUAGCUUCUUGUGCUAUUAUUUUUAUUAUCGAUGCUCAAGAUGAUUAUCAUGAAGCGUUAACUCGUCUACAUGUCACUUUAGAAUCAGCAUUUCGUUAUAAUAUGAAUAUUAAAUUCGAAGUAUUCAUCCAUAAAGUGGACUGUUUAACAGAUGAUCAGAAAAUGGAUAUCCAACGUGAUAUUACUCAACGUGUAACUGGUGUCUUAGAAGAUCUACUCUGUGAACAACCAUCAAAUGCUGGAAUUAGUAUAGGAUUCCAUCUAACUACUAUAUAUGACCAUUCAAUUUUUGAAGCUUUUAGUAAAGUGGUGCAGAAGUUAAUUCCCUAUUUAGAUGCAUUCGAGCACUUAUUGAAUAUAUUCAUAACGAACUCAAUGGUAGAUAAAGCUUUCCUAUUCGAUGUUGCCAGUAAGAUUUAUUUGGCAACAGAUUCUAAUGUAGUGGAUAUGCAAACUUAUGAACUAUGCUGUGAUAUGAUUGAUGUUGUUGUAGAUGUGGCCGCGAUAUACACCCCUCGAUCUAAUUUUGUUGAUCCUCCAGUUUCUGAACAAACUGGUGCUACGAUUAUUUUAAACAAUGACAGAGCAUUAUAUUUACGUGGAAUCAACCAGUAUAUGGCAUUAGCUUGUUUAAUGUAUGAAGAAUCAUUGGAAAAAAUGGGUUUAAUAGAGUUUAACUUUCGUGUCAUUAAGAAUGCAUUACAACAAAUGUUAGAAUUGAAUCAACAGCAUGCAAAACAAGAACUAGCUGCAAUGUUAAUGCAUCAGCCUACAUCGAAUCCUAUACCAGAAAAUGAUGAACAGGAAGAAGAACCAAUAAAUGAUGAGUUUGAUUCUUAUGGAAAUGAUGAACAGAUUGAUGAUAAUGAACGGAAGAUUAAUGAAGAUAAUAUUGUAUAUGCUAAUAGGGAGUUAAGAAAUGGGUAGAAAAAAAACUCUCUUACUGUUGUCACAUUUGUAAUCUCAGAUCAUUUUUAUUUUACUAUGCAUACGUAUAUAAAUGAUUUUUGUAAGUAUACUGACAACUACUGAUGAUUUGCUGAUUUUUCGUUUACUCACUUUUAUUUAGCAUUCUUUCCUACUUGUAUCUGAUCACAUACACAUUAUCCCAAGCUUUAAA